CACUAAAGCGAGAGAAGUGUUGUCUUGUUGGAGAAAGACUCUGGUCGCUGGUCGUGGUGGUCCUGAUUGUCGACUGGGUUGAGUGGAUGAGAAGAUUAAUGUGUCUGGUGAUGGUCCCUCUUUAUAUCUAUCUCAUCCUCAAACAACAACCAUUCAGGGACGUCAUCAACAAGGAAGGAUUUCCCGUGUCUCAUCGACGAGCUGAACAAUUUGCUGAGAAAACAAUAUCGCAUGGCUCAUUUCGCAAGAUCUCCUAUGGCACGCAGGUGCUGCAGUCCCAAGGAGCGGCAAUUUUAUCGACCGUUAUGCUCGCUUGAUGGAGUGAGUGACGGCGAGCAAGGCCGUGUAGCAGGGUAAAGCAGAAAGAUCGACCCGGCGAAUAGAAUCCUCUGUUAGACUA
Messenger RNA from Aureobasidium pullulans EXF-150, 400 nucleotides. RefSeq lists its product as uncharacterized. Bases 87 to 317 code for a protein of 76 amino acids. Lineage: Eukaryota; Fungi; Ascomycota; Dothideomycetes; Dothideales; Saccotheciaceae. The record is from RefSeq and is a predicted model, not a curated record. The transcript has a single exon.